Chenopodium quinoa (quinoa) is the source of this 1698-nucleotide messenger RNA. Its product is annotated as syntaxin-22-like. Gene Ontology annotation, biological process: intracellular protein transport; vesicle fusion; vesicle-mediated transport. The coding region runs from base 539 to 1345 and encodes 268 amino acids. The record is from RefSeq and is a predicted model, not a curated record. Gene Ontology annotation, molecular function: SNAP receptor activity; SNARE binding. Gene Ontology annotation, cellular component: SNARE complex; endomembrane system; membrane. NCBI's taxonomy places the organism in Eukaryota, Viridiplantae, Streptophyta, Magnoliopsida, Caryophyllales, Amaranthaceae. The transcript has 7 exons.
CGUCCAGCAGAGGUCUCUUGCUUAUGGUUAUUGUGUGAUAUUCGCCGUCUUCUUGAGGGCCUCUCCGUUUGCAGGAUCUCUAAGGUGUCUCGGCAUUGAGUUAGCCCAGCCCAUUGGCUAGCCAGGCGUGCUAGUGAGCGUAGGAUUUUGUUUUGGUCCUUUUGAUUUUCUUAGGGGUCUUUGUUAGUUCCUAUUGUCAAAAAAAAAAAAAAAAAAAAAAAAAACUACAUACCCCAUAAACUUCACCAAAUAACCCCUCAUUAUCCCACAUUUUAUCAAAUCAUCCAAUUAUAGUAUAUCAUCCUUCCAAUAAAUCUCUUAAUCUCUUAUGCUUUUCAUUUGCAGAUGUUAACUACCUGUCAUUACAAUAAAAAAUCAAGUAAUAAUUCCUAAAUAGGCCCCUCCUCUCACAUUUCAAAAUCAUACUCUCCACUAUCACCCCUUUUCUCUCCCUUUUCCCCUCUUUCAGACACAAACUAUCUCUCUAUUUCUUUCAUUUUUUUGGCCGGCAAUUACACCUUCAUCACAAUUCACAACCAUGAGCUUUCAAGAUAUCAGAAAUGGCGGAGGUCGGCCAACUUCUUCGUCGCGUUCUUCCGCACAAUCACCAUCUCAAGCCGUUGCCGCCGGUAUUUUUCAGAUCAACACCGCCGUAUCCUCCUUUCGCCGCCUUGUCGAUGCCAUCGGAACUUCUAAAGAUACUCCUGAUCAUCGCCAGAAAUUGCAUACUACAAGACAGCGUAUAUUGCAGUUGGUUAAGGAUACUUCUGCUAAGCUUAAAGCUCUCAGUGAUUCCGACCACUCUGCUAAUGUCACGCAAAGCAAAAAAAUUGAAGAUGCUAAGCUUGCUAGAGAUUUUCAAGCUACUUUACAAGAAUUUCAGAAUGUUCAGCAGCUUGCUUCUGAGCGUGAAUCAUCCUACGUGCCAUCUGGGGCUCCAACUUCUGUUGUAACAGACUCAAGUGUUGAAGAAGCAAAACAGGAUCUUGAAAACCAACCUUUCUUGUUGGAUCAAAAAAGGCAAGAAUUGGUACUUUUGGAUAAUGAAGUUGUAUUUAAUGAAGCAAUCAUCGAGGAAAGGGAACAGGGAAUUAAGGAGGUACAAAGCCAAAUUGGUCAAGUUAAUGAAAUCUUCAUGGACCUUGCUGUUCUAGUACACGAGCAGGGUGUAGUAAUUGAUGAUAUCCAUUCUAAUAUUGAGGCUUCUGCUGCUGUGACAAGCCAAGCGAAACAGCAAUUAUCUAAGGCUUCUAAAAGUGAAAGAACAGGUUCAACUUGGUGUUGGUGGUUGCUGGCUUUGUUUGUAUUGGCGAUUAUUAUCUUUGUGCUGAUCUUAAUCCUAUAGACUGCAACUAAAGAUAUGAAUUUGAUGGGAUUGCGGGAGAGUGAAUUCUACAUUUUGAACCGGCCGAUAUUCUUUUCUUCUUAUUUUUGUGGCUGUAGGAGCAUUUUUUGUAAAAUUUUAUGUAUGCAUGAUUUUUGCUGUGUUGUUUUCUGAAGGUUUGUCUAUAUUUUCCUAUACAUGUAUGUUAUUUAUUGUUUCCCAAGGUUUUCCGUUUGUAUAUUCAUUGUAAUUUCUGCUGUUUAUGUUAAUGUUUUUCUGAGUGUAUGGCUUCCUGUUUCUCAUUGUUGGAGAAAUUUGUUUCCAGAGAGUCCAGAGUAUAUCCUGGCAAAAUUCUGUUAUGAUUUUAUUGUCUU